Molecule: messenger RNA, 1377 nt
Organism: Lytechinus variegatus (green sea urchin)
Lineage: Eukaryota; Metazoa; Echinodermata; Echinoidea; Temnopleuroida; Toxopneustidae
Product: neurotrypsin-like
Exons: 5
Coding region: 205-1005 (266 amino acids)
Cellular component (GO): membrane
Source: RefSeq, a predicted model, not a curated record
ACAACCGACUCUCCCCUCCAGCCAAAUGAAACAGCUCGUCUAGUAAAUGGAAACUACUCGUCAGAAGGACGAGUGGAAGUAUAUCAUAGUGGUACUUGGGGCACUGUUUGUGACCAUGGUUGGGACGGAGUGGAUGCAAGUGUACUGUGCAGAAGCAUCGGAUACCCAGACGCCGUGAGAAGCCAUGGAAGUGCAUUCUAUGGGAUGGGCGACGGUCCCAUCUUGUUGAAUCACGUUGGUUGCUAUGGCUACGAAGACAGCCUCUUUGACUGUUAUCAUCAUGGCGUUGGUGUCCACCACUGCUCACAUGAUGAAGACGCAGGAGCAGUCUGUUAUCCAGAUGCCCGCCUCGUUAAUGGGGAUAACCCGAGUGAGGGUCGACUUGAAGUCUACUACGAUGGCGUCUGGGGAACUGUUUGUGAUCACUCCUGGUACAGCGCGAAUUCUUACGUCGUAUGCAGAAGUCUAGGGUUCCCAGGACCUAUUGGACAUGUCAAUAAUGCCUUCUUCGGGCAGGGCACAGGGCCCAUUCUUCUCAAUCAUGUGACAUGCAUGGGAGACGAGGGAAGUAUAUUUGACUGCAGCCACAACGGUGUUGGCAACAACCACUGCUACCAUUAUGAUGAUAUUGGGAUCAGAUGCCUCCAAAAUGUUCGGCUGGUCAAUGGUACCACCCCCGCCGAAGGAGAAGGACGACUUGAAGUCUUCCACGGGGGAUCCUGGGGCACUGUUUGCGAUCAUAGCUGGGGCAUGGACGAAGCAGACGUGGUCUGUAGAAGUCUAGGAUAUUCCUCCGCAGAAGUGGUAUUCUAUAACGCCUACUUUGGGGAGGGAAGUGGUGACAUCUUGCUCAAUCACGUUUAUUGCACCGGGUACGAAUCCAGCAUUUUCUACUGCAGUCACGAUGGUGUGGGCGUAAACCAUUGCAACCAUUCUGACGACGUUGGAAUACGAUGCGCUAAUGAUGGAGUAACAGCUGAACCCAUUACUACGACAGGUACGUAAGAUUAAUGAUUAAAUUCAGACCACAUCAAUGCAGACAACAUUCCGCCUAUAUAGUUGUUUCGCUGUUCGUUCUGCAGCUCGACGUAUUUCACUUCCAAUAAAAUUCAUUUCCAGCAGUUAAUGAACGUGUCCCAAGUCCAUAUGUAUAUAUGUUUUGUUAUAAUUGCUUACGUUGUACAGUAUAGAUUGGAGUAAGUAAAAUGAAUCAAAAUCAAAUCCAGUCGGUACAAACUAAAGACCUAUUUAUUUUCUUUGUAAUAUCCAUUUGAUUAAUAUUGUUAGCACUUGGAGAGCAGAAUAUUCAGCAUAAUUAUAAUAUGAUACUGUAAAGCGCUUUGAGCAUGUUUACAUGGAAAAGCGCUAUAUAAAUAU